AUAAGUAAUGACAAUUUUACUGAUACAUGCAUAACAAGCACAGAAAAGAUGACAUUAAUAUAUGAUAUUGUUAAAAGGGACACAGAGUCCGAUUCAUUUUUCAAAGACGGCAUUAAAAAAGUUCACUAUGUGAUAGUAAUUAGUCGAAAGGCCGCUCUAAACAAUGAAGGUUUGAUACAUAAAUUCAUUAGAAGUCUCCAAAUGGCAGGACUCGAAUUUGAGCAAUCAUUUGGCAACACAAUCCCCGUUAUCUUUAUUAAAAUUCAUCUGCCCAAACAUGUAGAAGACACCAUCUCUCAAAGUCUGCCAGAAUGGGGUGUUACGAAAAAUCACACCAGCAAAUUUCUGGAUUGGAAAUAUUUGAAACCUUUUGGAACACCUCUCCAAGACAGGAUCCCAUAUGUAGAUGGGGAAGAGGAUUCGGCCAGCAAAAUAUACUUCAUAUGUGAAUUAUUAAGUGCUGUCAAAUACGGCACGGAGGAAACUGAACGUGGAAUUGAGUCUUUACUUGUUAAGGGACUGAUAACAGCGAUGUACCCACUUCACGAUGGCAGACUACAGUACGACGACUGGGAUUAUGAUGAGGACCUUAACGACAGAACUUUAUUGGCGAAAUAUUGGGCAGACUUGUAUUACUUUUAUAAGUUUCAGCCCAUUGACAUGGUAAAAAAAUACUUUGGGUUGGAUAUUGCUUUUUAUUUUGCAUUUAUGGGGUUCUACUCAUUCAGUCUUGUACCAAACGUUAUAGUAGCAUUGAUUGUGACGUUCUUAAGUAUUGCAAACUAUUUUAUAUACCAAAACGACGAAGUGGAAGGUCUUUUGUGCAAAGAUCUAGGAAUUAACUUAUGCGGUUAUUGUGUGGAGGAUAAAAGAACAUGCUACCAGUUCUUCCUGCACCAUAUUUGCAAAUCAUUGGCGAUCAGUCUAAUUCUAGACAACAACAUAACCAUAAUUUAUCCAAUGUUCACUGCUUUAUGGUCGAUUAUGGCAAUGUCUUGGUGGGAACAACGAGAAGUGGAAUUGAUUCAACACUGGAAUUUAACCGACGAGCGGAUAAUAUUGACCGAGAGAUUUACAUUUCAGUUUCAAACAACAUACAGGCAUUUAGUACGAUCACAACUUGUGAUUUAUAGACCUUGGUAUAAAGUGGUUAUAAAAUUUAUGGUUACCUGGAUAGUGGUGGCCGUUUGUGCACUUGCAAGUAUUGGUUGUGUCAUCCUCAAUGUGUGGUUAACAAAUUAUCUCAAAAUUUGGUACAUUUCUUUAACAUAUGAUCCUGAAACCGGAGUGGCAGCUGAAACCUCAUUCUUCUUCAACGUUUGGCUAAUGGCAAAUCAAGUUUUGAUGGUGCGACUCUGUUUCGAGUUUUACAAUUCAGUUACAGCUCGGCUUGUACAAUUCCAAGAUCAUAGAUAUAUGGAAGAUCAUUUUAAGUGGUUUUUGUAUGUACGAUACAUGUUUGCUUUCUUAAAUCACUAUAUAUCCGUAUUCUACAUGGCAUUCUUUAAAGAUCUCUUCUAUAACAUACCAUUUCCCUCCACAUAUGUGCCAUCAUUUCUUACAUACAUAUCAUACGAAAAAUGUCAGCCUGCCAACUGUUUGGAUGCCGUUGCAAUUACUCUAAUGUUCUUUUAUAUAAUAAUUCUUGUGCAGUUAGUGAAUGACUACCGCCACUCUUAUAAUAAGAAACAACAAAUGAUGAAAAUAGUCCUGCCUCAAUAUGAAAAAGAAUUCAAAUUAAACACUUCAACCAAAUAUAAGCAACAAAUUGACUUUACGGAAAUAAUGAUUCAACAUGGAUUUCUCACAUUUUUCUCUGCAGCGAAUUUAUUCAGUUCGAUGAUGAUACUUGUUAUUUCCGUUUUAAGGAUGCGUCUAAAAGCCUAUAAACUCAUGUAUAUUUUAAGGAGACCCCCACCGAGGAUAAGAUAUAACGUUCAGUCUUGGAACAGGCUGAUAUCAUAUUCGACACUUUGUGGACUUUUGGUUAACGCACAAGUGAUGCUUUUUACAACGGAUUACUUUACUAGAAUGUAUUUUCGAGAAGACAGUAUCUUCUUAACGUAUAUGAGACACUUGACGGUCUUUGAAAAGAAGACUAGAUUUAAUGAAAGCUCAAUGACCACGUGUUUCUUUAGAGACUACCGUUACGAUGGCGGAACAAAAUUGGAAUAUAAUCUAAACAGGGAUUAUUAUAGAGUGUUUAUAGCAAAGGCAAUCGGUCUUAUGGCCUUCGAAAGUAUCUUCGUUGUGUUUAUAGGGAUCUUCAAGAAGUACGGUAAAUUUUUCUAUAUACCUAUGCAGAAAAAGAAAAAGCUAAAACGAACAAAGCCGGCCGAAACUCAGGUUUAAUAUUUAUUUAUUUAUCUAUUAUAUUUACAAUGUUAUACAAUAAAUUUAUAAAUAGAAUUUUUAUAAAUAAAUUAUAAAAGUUAACUUGUGCAAA
Aethina tumida (small hive beetle) is the source of this 2446-nucleotide messenger RNA. Its product is annotated as anoctamin-5. Gene Ontology annotation, cellular component: plasma membrane. The record is from RefSeq and is a predicted model, not a curated record. Gene Ontology annotation, molecular function: protein dimerization activity; chloride channel activity. NCBI's taxonomy places the organism in Eukaryota, Metazoa, Arthropoda, Insecta, Coleoptera, Nitidulidae. Gene Ontology annotation, biological process: chloride transmembrane transport. The coding region runs from base 49 to 2352 and encodes 767 amino acids. The transcript has 4 exons.